CCCAGACCUGGCAACAUCCUCGCAGCGUCGCUCUCAUUGAAUCAAGAUGGCAGAUUUCGAAGAGCUCAGCGAUGAAGAGAAGGUCCGAGUUGCUGCUAACUUUGUGACACAUGCUCCUCCAGGGGAGUUCAAUGAAGUUUUCAAUGAUGUGCGAUUAUUGCUCAACAAUGAUAAUCUUCUCAGGGAGGGGGCAGCUCAUGCCUUUGCCCAAUACAACAUGGAUCAGUUUAGCCGUGCCAAAAUUGAUGGAUAUGAAGAUCAGGUUCUGAUAACAGAGCACGGAGACCUGGGCAAUGGCCGCUUCUUUGACCCACACAACAAGAUCUCGUUCAAGUUUGACCACCUGAGGAAGGAAGCUAGCGAUCCCCAGCCCCACGAGGGCGAGGCCGCCCUCAGGUCCUGGAGAGACGCCUGCGAUUCUGCUCUGUGGGCAUACGUCAAGGAGCACUACCCCAGUGGAGUCUGUACCGUUUAUGGGAAGACAAUCGAUGGCCAGCAGACCAUUAUCGCUUGUAUUGAGGGCCAUCAAUUUGAGCCUAAAAACUUCUGGAAUGGCCGCUACAGGUCUGAAUGGAAGUUCAGUGUCUCGCAGUCUACAGCACAGUUGGUUGGAGUCUUAAAAGUACAGGUACAUUAUUAUGAAGACGGGAAUGUGCAGUUGGUCAGUCAUAAAGACGUGCAGGAGUCACUGACGGUGUCUAAUGAGAGCCAAACUGCAAAGGAGUUGGUGAAAAUUAUUGAGGAUGCAGAGAAUGAAUACCAGGUGGCCAUCAGUGAGAACUAUCAGACCAUGUCAGACACCACAUUCAAAGCCUUACGCAGACAGCUCCCGGUCACCCGUACCAAGAUCGACUGGAACAAGAUCCUCAGCUACAAGAUUGGCAAGGAGAUGCAAAACGCCUAGAAGAAAAGAGUCUGUCGGGGUAACAACAAACUGUCCGGGGAGGAGGCGAUGCGGCAUAACGUACUGUAUGUUUUUACAGAGAGUUGCAGGUUCUGUGGAGUACUAAGAUGGGAUGCCUUUAUUUUAAACAAUGAAAUCAGUGUUUUUGUCGCUUAAUUGUAAACUUGUGAUUUUUCAACAAAUUAUGCCUUCAGUGACACUGUGAAAGUGAGGCUGGUCCCUGCCAACCAAAUUCUCACAUUGUGAUCUUAGUGCUUUGAAAGUACACAAACAAACCCAAGACUCUUCCCCAGUUUCCAUGUAGCCACUCUUGCAUUUUUCUAUUAUAGCAUAACUAAUAUUCUUUGUAUGCUUCCAAUACCUCCUAUAGAUGUUUUCUUUUUGUUUGUUUUUUAACAGAGGGCAAGCACUAUAUGCAAUUUAUUUCUGGAGUCAAGAGAUUUUUGUUGUAUCAUCAGAGUCAGUCAGAAUUGUCUCUCUCUCUCUCUCUUUUCUUUCUUAGGAGCAUUCCUGUAGUUGUGAGGUUGUAACCUGCAGGCAUGCCAAAGCUUAAAUGUUGUUGGGUUUUUAGUUUAUUUCUCCCUUUUCUCCCUUUUGUCCCAUCUGGGAACAGUUCUUGUAUUCUCUCUUGAGGUGUAGUUUCUUUAUUUCUCUAUAUCCCCCUGGAAUGAUAGAUCAAAUAUUGUGUCCUCUUGCCAGCUGUUUGCCUUUAGCCUGUGCUAUAUUUUUUAUACAAACUGUAAGUACAUUUAUUAUUCAUUAAAUAAAAGUAUUGCACCAAAUAUGAUCUUAUAUAUACUUGA
Molecule: messenger RNA, 1707 nt
Organism: Cololabis saira (Pacific saury)
Lineage: Eukaryota; Metazoa; Chordata; Actinopteri; Beloniformes; Belonidae
Product: F-actin-capping protein subunit alpha-1
Exons: 10
Coding region: 47-904 (285 amino acids)
Biological process (GO): barbed-end actin filament capping; actin cytoskeleton organization
Cellular component (GO): actin cortical patch; F-actin capping protein complex
Molecular function (GO): actin filament binding
Source: RefSeq, a predicted model, not a curated record